Onychostoma macrolepis is the source of this 5125-nucleotide messenger RNA. RefSeq names its product phosphodiesterase 1C, calmodulin-dependent a (gene pde1ca). The record is from RefSeq and is a predicted model, not a curated record. Gene Ontology annotation, biological process: signal transduction. Bases 1026 to 3275 code for a protein of 749 amino acids. NCBI's taxonomy places the organism in Eukaryota, Metazoa, Chordata, Actinopteri, Cypriniformes, Cyprinidae. Gene Ontology annotation, molecular function: 3',5'-cyclic-nucleotide phosphodiesterase activity. The transcript is spliced from 21 exons.
CUUUAAUUACAGUCGGCAGCAUGUUUAGUACUGUCCCUUUAAGACCUGCACGCAUCUAAUAUACAGGCAUGCACGCGUUUCUCUCAGCUGUUUACUUUCAUUUUAGACAUAACCAACUGAGUCUAUACAUAAACCUGGUGUGUUUUGACAGUAUUAGCACAAAACAUAACUUAGUUCAGUAAUCAGGCGCUGUUUGACGGGCUUUUUAGAGCACGCGCUUUGGGUGUAUGUGCUCAGAAAAGGCGCUGGUCAGAACAACACUCGAGUGAAACGUUUAACCAGUAAGUCUUUGAAGCAGAUGCAGAUAAUGUACUUUUGGUGACUGCGAAUAAGUGCAGUGUCCCGUGAGAGUAACUCUACCACUGAGUUAACACUGAUGUGAAUGUAUGUGGCGUUGUACAGUAUAGAGACGGUGGCGCCAGAACUGCAGCUGAUAGAAUGCGCGCUGAAGUACGAUACUACGAUAUUUCUUCAAAAAAGCAAAUCGUGGAGACAUUUUUUAUAGUCCACGAUCAAAAAUCGUCAUAUCGAACACCUCUACCCUCGGCAGAAAUCGCAGACCGGGGGCACCAGACCGCAAGGACACUUUACCGUCGGACCUCAAAGGGGCAGGGGCUCGAGCCCCCCUGGCCCCCCCCUUGUGCACGCCACUGUUGACAUACUAAGGAUUUUGUUUGUGUUCUGCUGAAGAAAGAAAGUUUUGCAGGCUUGGAAUGACAUGAGGGUGGGUGAGGGGGGAUUUGGAAAACAGGUGCUCAAAAACACAGCUGAAUGGGAACGUCCACUCAACUUGUGUGUGUGAGUGUAAGACAGGCAGGCAACAGAGAAACAGGCUGUAUGAUGAGCUCAAGAGGGAUUUUUACAGAUGGGAUGAGCUCCCGGCAUGAUAUGUCAACCCUGUGACUUCCUUCACUAAUGAUCCUCUCUGAUCUUUGACGUCCCCGCUCAGAGCACGCUUCCCCACCUGAGGAGUCUGUUUCCAGAGUUUCUCUCCCCUCACAGACAGACCGAGUCAACUGGAGAAUAUGUCAGAGCUCAGCUCCAAAAAACAAGGAUUUAAAAAAUGCCGGAGUGCCACUUUCAGCAUUGAUGGCUUCAGCUUCACUAUUGUGGCGAAUGAAACUGGAGAGAGCAGUGCGAGACCUCUGGCACGAUUCGCACGUUCCAAGUCCCAGAAUGCUUUGUGGAACGCCAUCACUGCAGGCAUCGGCAUCAAGGACAAAGACAAGCGGGGUAUCCUGAUUGACCCGCGGAGCCCGGAGGAGAUUCUAGCUGAUGACCUGCCCUCUGUCGACAGUCCUGAUGCCAUGGAGAAGACCGCCAUCAGGCUGAGAUGUUUAGUGAAACAGUUGGAGAGAGGUGAGGCUUCUGUUGUCGACUUGAAGAAAAACCUAGAAUAUGCUGCAUCUGUUUUGGAAUCUGUCUACAUUGAAGAAACAAGGCGGUUGGUGGAUACAGAAGAUGAGCUCAGUGACAUCCAGUCCGACUCUGUUCCCUCAGAAGUGCGCGACUGGCUGGCUUCAACUUUCACACGUCAGAUGGGGCUGAUGUUGAGACGGUCGGAGGAGAAGCCACGAUUUCGCAGCAUCGUGCACGCGGUGCAAGCAGGGAUAUUUGUGGAAAGGAUGUACCGACGGACCUCCAACAUGGUGGGGCUGAGCUAUCCACCCAGCGUGAUCACGGCCUUGAAGCAUGUGGACACGUGGUCAUUUGACGUCUUCACACUGAAUGAUGCCAGCGGAGAUCAUUCACUCAAAUUUAUUUUUUAUGAACUUCUCACCAGAUAUGACAUAAUCAACCGCUUUAAGAUCCCUGUUUCUGCUCUGGUGUCUUUUGUGGAGGCCUUGGAGGUGGGCUACAGCAAGCACAGAAACCCUUACCACAACCUAAUCCACGCCGCAGACGUCACCCAGACAGUGCAUUACCUCCUGCUCAAGACUGGCAUGGUUCACUGGUUAACAGAGUUGGAGAUCUUUGCUAUGCUGUUCGCUGCUGCUGUGCAUGAUUACGAACAUACCGGCACCACCAACAACUUUCACAUACAGACCAGAUCCGACACAGCUAUACUAUACAAUGACCGUGCCGUACAGGAAAACCACCAUGUUAGCGCUGCAUAUCGCCUCCUGCAGGAAGACGAUGAAAUGAACAUCCUUUACAAUUUGUCAAAAGAUGACUGGAGAGAAUUGCGGGCUCUGGUGGUCGAGAUGGUCCUGGCCACCGACAUGUCCUGUCACUUCCAGCAGAUUAAAGCCAUGAAGAACUUCCUCCAGCAGCCAGAAGCGAUUGAUAAACCCAAGGCCUUAUCCCUGAUACUGCACACCGCUGACAUCAGCCACCCUGCCAAAAACUGGAACAUGCACCACCGCUGGACCACCUCACUGCUGGAGGAGUUCUUCAGACAGGGCGAUAAGGAGGCAGAGCUUGGACUUUCUUUCUCUCCUUUAUGUGAUCGCAAGUCUACCAUGGUGGCCCAGUCUCAGAUCGGUUUCAUUGAUUUCAUCGUGGAGCCCACCUUCACUGUGCUGACAGACAUGAUUGAGAAAAUCGUGACUCCGAUGAUCGAAGAAGCCUCACCCUCCGGUCUGGUUGGAUUCAGACGGUCCAGUCUGAAUAACAUCCCGUCGGACGGUAAACGCUCUACUGUGAGAAGCACUGGUUCGGAGGGUGGCACUUCCCUGAACUGCUCUGUAAACGCUGUCGAUUUUAAGACCUUCAAAAUCACCUGGAAUGAGGAAGUGCAUAAAAACAGAGAAAAAUGGAAAGCACAGGCUGCCAAAGAUCUAGAAGAGAAGGCCAAACAAGAAGAGAAUGAGGAGAAAGAUAAUAAAACCGACACAGGCACACAAAGCAAUGACAGCAAAGGCGAUAGUACUAAAAAAGAAGACAAGAUCAACACAGACUCGAGUGUGAAAUCUCAAGACAAACAGAAGGAAGACACAAGACAAGAGAAGGAUUCAAAGACAGAUCGAGAAGCUACAGGCGAUAACAAAGAGCCCACAGAGCAACAGCCCAGAGAGGAAGAGGGCAAUAAAGACCCAGGGGGGGUUAAUGGGGCUCAAACACCAGCGUCCGACGCCAAAGAGCCCGAGACCAGCAGUGACACGGACAACAGCCAGCGAGCGCACAACAGGAACGAGGAACUGAACUCGCCUGACAGUGACGACAGUGAAAGCAAGAGAUUGGACGACUCAGAAGACAAGCACAGUAACUGUGGGAUCUCCCCCUCUUCACUGGCAGACAGUGCAGCCGCUGCAUCUGCACCUGAUGCAAACUAACAGCACUCCAAAUCCUGUACUAUGCUGUCACCUGGAUUUACUCCAGGUUUUGGUUCAGAGAUGCACAAAACCAUUAGAGAACUGAGACUUUGCAGCCAAACGGACAUUAAAAAAAAGUCAUGCAUGGUGCCGCGGUGGCUUUUGAAAACUGUUGUCAUCAAAGCCACAUGCAUGAAGAUGAAAUGUGUCCCGUGUCAAGUCGAUGGAGACCAACCCCAGCUGAUGUUCUUCCCUCGGGGACAACACGACAUCUGCCGACCGCUCAAGCGCCAAACCUGCACAGACAGCGAGCGGAGAACUUCAAAGAACUUCAGUCCCUCAGAGCGCUCAUGCAACCAGAUCACCUUCACCGGGCCGUCGUUACCACGCGUCCAACGAAUGUCUGCAGAACUGCUGUUUGUUUACCUCUUAUUCUUAUUUGUGUUAGUCGUAAAUUUGAUGUUGCUGUCGGCCUGUUUUUUUUGUUCUGUGUUGAUACUGAUACUGUACAGUUUCCAUCGUGUGUCUUCUGUACAUAUGCUUUCAGGAGCUUCUUGAUGUCGAACCAUGUAGAUCGUUAGUUUAACGGCCCAUAAUCCUUUGCAAGUAUCCUUGAUACCAAUGUCACUUUGAUCAUAGAAGAUAUGAAUAUAUCAAAAUACAAGUGUCAUGAUGUAAAAUGAGGAAUAAAUAUUUAAUUAAUAAUUAUUAAUGUAAAUUUUUUAACUUUUCACUCAGAUUGUUAAUACAUUUAGUACAUUUUUCAAAUGAAUACAUUUUCUUUCAUUAAAUUGGAAAAAUACUAAAUUAGCCUCAGAUUUUUUAACCCCACUAUACAUAUUAGGAAUAAUUCAUCCAGAAAUGAAAAUUCACUUAGGCCAAUUAUGAGUUUGUUUCUUCACGGGAACAGAUUUGGAGAAAUGUAGCAUUACAUUACUUGCUCACCAAUGGAUCCUCUGCAGUGAAUGGGUGCCGUCAGAAUGAGAGUCCAAACAGCUGAUAAAAACAUCACAAUAAUCCACUCCACUCCAGUCCAUCAGUUAACAUCUUUUGAAGUGAAUGUUUGUAAGAAUCAAAUCCAACAUUAAGGCAUUUUAACUGUAAUUUAAUUCUCAUUCUGACGGCACCCAUUCACUGCAGAGCAUCCAUUGGGGAACGAGUGAUGUAAUGCUAAAUUUCUCCAAAUCUGUUCAGAUGACAAAACAAACUCAUCUGAGAUGGCCUGAGGGUGAGCAAAUUUGUUAUUUUUUAUGUGAACUAUUCCUUUAAAAUUAAUGAAUGUACAGUUGCCCUUUUAAAUAACAAAAUAUGUCCGAUUUCUAUGUUAUUAUGAGCCAAAUCUGGUGGGCCAAUUAAACCUCUGCAAACAUUGUAAGCUCUUCAAACCCUUAAAAUGUAGUAAAUGUAAUUAUUUUGACUUUAGGUUAUAGUUUGAAUUUUCUUCUAUUUUUGUAUUUAAUGUAUAUAAAAGAUUAUAUUAUUUAUGAAGUGUUUAUAGGGAAAUUUGGUAUGAACAAUGAACAAUAUAGAUCAAUUAUAGGAAGGUGUACUAUUCAUGCUUAAUCCAAUCUCUGAGAGAGAUAUGACAGAGAUUAAAUGGAAUCUUAUUUUUAUUUUUAAAUCUGGUAAAAGAAGAAAUAGAACGUUUAGAAAGUGUUUCAGCACAAGCAUCUUGAUCUGUCAGGUGCUUCGUGCUGAUAUUACACAUUAGUUCACUGUCCUAGCGAGGUAUUUAUGUCCCUGUCUGUGCCACUCAUCUUCUCAGAGUAUAACGCACCUGUCCAUGUGAAUCUUUCUGUAAAUCAGUUUCAUACAUAAAUUGUAAAAUGCAGAAAAAAAAGUAAAUACGUAAAAAAAAAGUAAAAAAAAAA